CACUAUUAACAGUCUCUUCUGUGUCCUUCCAGAAACCGUCUAAGUAAAUGACAUCUGUUUUUAUAAUUCCUUAGAAUGCUGUGCACAUUGGUGUGUCCCAUUUUGCACUUAACUACCUUAGAGGUCGUCUCAUAUCCAUUUAUUUACAAUUGCCUCGUUAUUUUAAAAGGUUUCAUAAUCAUAAACAUACCAUAUUUUGCCCAUUGUCAUAACAGUACUUCAAUGAAUAUAUUUUUGCACAUAUGUCAUUACAUAUCUCUGGGAUAAAUUCAUAGUAGAGUUAAUAGGACAGGAUAUUACAUUUUUUAAUUUUGAUAAGUAACCAAUUUGCCCUUUAUAAAAUUUGCAGGAUAUGUGUCUCCAGUUUUUUCUUCACACAACAUAUAUGUUAUCUAUCUUUAUGAUUAUUCUGUUCCCAAGGCCCUUUCUUACUCUCAAAUGAAUUUCCUCUGCCAUUGUGGGAAGGAGUAGGUAAGGUCCAACUGUUUUUCAGGUUUUUCUAUUAAAAAUCUUUUCUUUUUCAACGCCCUUGCAGACCAAGGGCUGUUUCGUCGGCCUGGUCAGAAAAUCUUGAGCACAUUUAACAGAGAUCACAUUUGUUGACUCUAGUCCUGAAUUUGAAUUGAGAAAAGGAAUAGGUGAAUUUUCAGCAUACAAGUUGGCAUCUACCUUGUGACAGGAUAUUUAAGGGUGUUCACAUGGUCAUAUUAUCAAUGAGCAGGAAGUCCUCCGUCUCUUUUCUGUGCUCUGGAAGGGUUUUUAUAACAUGGUAAAUACUUCGCUCAUGGAAAUUUUAUGGGAAGUUGCUCCUUCGGUCAUUUCAUCUUUUUAAAUUUCUUCCCUGGAUUUUCCUCUGCUUCCUGAGUCAGGUUUACCAAAUAUUUAUAUUUUCUUAGCAAAAUUGUUGCUUCCUUAUCAAACUUUUUAAGCCUUACAGUUCUUAAGUAUAAUUUUUACCUACUGGUGCUUUAUGCUUCAAACACAUGCCUAGUGGGAAGAAAAAUUAAUGCGAUUAGAGAAGUAUGUAUACAAAGUCAAAGUUGUCCCUGUUUCCCAAUUUUAUUGUCAGGUUAGAAGAUCCCGUCCCUGCUCCAGGAUUAUAAAAAUUAAUCUUUUAUUUAUUUUGAUCUUAGUUUUAGCAUUUUCAUAUAUGGUGUGACCUCUUUCCCCAAGUGAAUGAUUGGCUAGAUCUCCUGUUACCAUUAUUAUUUAUUGAAGUAAUCUAUAUGCAUUCCUUACUAUUUUUUAAUGCCACUUUCAUAGAGUUCUACAUACUCAAUUGUGUACAUACAGUAAACUUAUAUUACAAUUCUUAAAUGAAUCAGUCUUCUUGUCUUUUUUGGUCCUUUUUUAGGUGGUUGGUUUAUUGCUUUGGCUUUGAUGGUAUAAACAAGAACAUCAUUUGUUACUUUUUUGUCGUCUUUCUGCCUUUAGGCAUCAUACUAGAAAAGAACUUUCUUAACCCUGAGAUUAUAUUAAGAUACUUCUUUUUUGUGUGUGGUUUGUUGGCCUUUUGAUGUAUGAACUUUCAAAAUAUUGAUCCAAGUGAAAUUCUUCCAGGUCAACUUUAGAACCAUUGUGAAGUUCCCCAACAUUUAUAUUCUUUGAAAUUCCGCUAGGUAGUAUAGGGGGUAUUUAGAGCUUUCAUAUGCUAGAUCCGUAUAUUUUCCAUGAUUAUCCUGUGUCUCUCUGGUUAUUGCCUUUUCUAUUGCCAUAUAAUGUAUAAGUUUGUUCCUAUGGGUGCUGUCUUCUUCUGUUAAAUCUUUUGUAUUUUUACAAUGGAGUUCUUCCCAUUUUUUCAAAUUGGUUAUUGUCGGUCCAUAUUUAGGGAGUCUGUUAUAAAUGGGUUUCUUACUAAAUUAUUAUUACUAUUAUAAGGUCUGUUUCCACUGAUUUGCAAUAUCUGAGUGGACGGUCUUACAUAAGAGAGUGAUAAUUUUAUAUCUUUCUUUGUUCAUGCCCCAGAUUUUCUUGUAAUUGGCUGAAACUCUGUAGAAUGAUGUUCAUUAGCCAUAGUGUUAAGACUGUUAUGUCUGCUUUUAUAAGUGAGUUUGGUCUGCAGUUUGCUAGUGCUCUCUUUGUCUUAGAUGUUUUAAUUAUUCUGGUUUCAUAAAGAAAAUUUGAAAGCUUUCUGCUUCUUGUCUCUGGUUGGUCUAUAUGACAUGGGAAUGGGCCUUUUCUUGAAUAUGGUAUAUAAGGCCUCACUCCCAAUGCUAUCUUGGUCCACAGCCAUUUGGAGAGUGAAUUCUCUGACACUCUUUACAUUUCUUCCAUGUUUACUUGUCCAUGUAUUUCUUUAAAAUGUCUGCAGGUCCCUGGCAUUUUGACUCUGUUCCUGUGGAUAAGAACACUUGUUCUGAAGUUCCAGAAAGGAUCCUAUUCCCAAACAGACAUUAAAAAAAAAUUCUUUUUAACUUACUGGUUUUUCCUUUUAAAACAAAAAGAAUUUUUGCUGCAUGUGGUUUUGUUCUUCUCUGGAAGUAAAGCCAGAAGUACAAAACUGUCAGGUCCCUGAGUACUGACUGUCCCAGGCUGCCGCGUCUUUCCUGUUGACUCAUGUUGGGUUCCUCCAGUGAAAAUUUUCCUUAGAGAGAUGCUGCCUCCAAAGUACUUGUCUGCCACCAAACCCAAGAGGUCUUGGGCCCCAAAUCUGUGUGAGCUAGACAGUGACUUGUCUCAGGAGCCGGAUGCCGCCAUAGGAGAAGCCGCCACUGACUCUGAAUUCUUUCAUCAGAGGUUUCGGAACUUCCUCUACGUGGAAUUUGUCGGGCCUCGGAAGACCCUGCUCAAACUCCGAAACCUCUGCCUCGAUUGGUUGCAGCCGGAGACUCGCACCAAGGAGGAGAUUAUCGAGCUCUUGGUCCUCGAGCAGUACCUGACCAUCCUUCCAGAAAAGAUCAAGCCUUGGGUGCGUGCAAAAAAGCCAGAGAACUGCGAGAAGCUCGUUACUCUGCUGGAAAAUUACAAGGAGAUGUACGAACCGGAAGACGACACCAGCAGUGACGCCCACAGCGAAGGCAGCAUGAGCCGGAAGGCAGCAGAGGCCCCGCCGCCACACUCCGCCUGCUGCAGUGACCGGGACUGGGACCGGGACUGGGACCGAGACUGGGACCGAGACUGGGAGCGAGCCCACGAGCGGGAGCACCGGAAGGGCAGAGGCAGGGACCUGGAGUCCCGGGCCCGCUGGCCGUACGCCCGGAGCCCCAGGAGCAGGUUUCAUCAGCGGGAUCUUUCCCUUCCUCUGAUGGAGAAAGUGGCUUUUGCAAAGGAAAGAGAGCACAAACGUCGGGACUCUGUGAUGGAUUACGAGACAAGAUCACAGGAUGCGGUGUCGUACCAGGAUAUGGUGGCCCUCACCGAGGACCGGAAGCCCCAGAACCCGGUUCAGGACAACAUGGAGAACUACCGGAAGCUGCUCUCGCUGGGGGUUCAGCUUGCCGAGGACGACGGCCACUCGCACAUGACCCAGGGCCACUCGUCACGGUCAAAGAGAAGUGCCUACCCGAGCACCAGUCGAGGUCUGAAAACUAUGCCUGAAACCAAAAAGUCAGCCCAUCGGCGGGGGAUCUGUGAAGAUGAAUCUUCCCACGGGGUGAUAAUGGAAAAGUUCAUCAAGGACGUUUCGCGCAACUCCAAGUCGGGAAGGGCAAGGGAACCUAGCGAUCGGCUGCAGAGGUUCCCCAGGAGGCCAGACAGUGACUGGAAGGAAGUUCCAUUCAACAAGAGGGAGUCGGUGAUUCAGGAGAGGGGCCAUGAAGGGAAUGCCUUUGGGGGAGGAGGCUUUAAUUUGAACUCAAACCUUGUUUCCAGAAAGAGAGUUCUUGAGAGAAAAAGGCGCUAUCAUUUUGACACAGAUGGGAAGGGCUCCAUGCACGGUCGGAGAGGUGGUGCAAGGAAGCGGCCCUUUGAGCGCAGCGAGGUGAGGAAGGCCGCUAGCGGGAGCAGCCUUAGCGCGCCGCCCGUCCCCCAGUUGCAGCCCUUCGACUUUGGGGCGACGCCCUAUGUGUGUGAUGAGUGCGGGAGGUCCUUCAGCGUGAUUUCGGGGUUUGUGGAGCAUCAGAUCACGCACACCAGGGAGAAUCUGUAUGAGUACGGCGAGUCCUUUCUUCAUAGUGUGGCCGUCAGUGAGGUUCAGAAAAGGCAGGCCGGAGGGAAACGCUUUGAAUGUAAGGAGUGUGGGGAACCCUUCAAUAAGAGCGCCGCCCUGGCCGAGCAUCGGAAAAUUCACGCUAGAGAUUGCCUUGCGGGGUGUAAGGACGAGGAGUACGAGGAGCCCUUCAUGCCCAGCCCAACCUUCAGGGAGCUCCAGAAGAUAUACGGGAAGGACAAAUUCUAUGAAUGCAGGGUGUGCAAGGAAACCUUCCUUCAUAGUUCUGCCCUGAUCGAGCACCAGAAAACCCAUGGCCGAGAUGACAAAGGUAGUGAGCGUGGGGAAGCCUUCAAACCCAGCCCAGCGCUUAACGAGCUUCAGAAGAUGUAUGGGAAAGAGAAAAUGUACGAGUGCAAGGUGUGCGGGGAGACCUUUCAUCACAGCGCAUCCCUGAAAGAGCACCACAAGAUCCACACCCGAGGAAACCCAUUUGAAAACAAGGGCAAAGUGUGUGAGGAAACCUUCAUUCCUGGUCAGUCCCUUAAAAGACGCCAGAAAACCUACCCAACGGAGAAGGCCUACGACUUCCAAGAUGGUGGGGAUGCCUUUAGGCAAAACUCAGACCUCAUCGAGCAUCAGAAAAUUCAUUCUCGGAAGAACCUCUUUGAAGGCCGGGGGUACGAGAAGUCUGUCAUUCACAGUGUGUCCUUCCCCGAAUCUCAGAAGAGUCACACUAUAACAAGGCCACCUGAGGACGAGGAAGACGAGAAGGCAUUCACUGUCAGCUCCAAUCCUGAUGACAGCCGGGAAGCCCUGUCCUACGAGAGGAACCCCUAUGAGAGGUCUUUGAUUCACAGCUCAGCCUUCCCUGGGGCUCACAGAAGUCACAGCAAACCGAGAGUGAUAGCAGAGGCGACCGUUCAGAGCUCGGGUGCCACUGAACACUGGAAAGUCCAUGCUGGGGAGAGUACCUCUGAAAGAAAGGGGUAUGAGAGGUCCGUCAUCCACAGCCUAGCUGCUUUCAGGCCUCCCCGCGGUCGCGGUGGAAAUGAGCUCCUUGGCUGUGACGAGCAGCAGGAGUCCUCCGCUUACCUCUCAGACCCUUGUGGCCAGCCGCAGAAGACCCUUGCCCUAGAGAGCCCCUAUGCAGGGGGUAAGAACAACAUCUUCAAGGGCUCUUUUGUGCACGGUGCAUCCCACACCGUAACUCAGGACAGUCUCGCUGGGGAGGGCCCCAGUGGAUGGAAGAAGGAUGGUGAACCAUCUGUUCCCAAGUCAGAUGUGCGCGAGCAUCAGAAGGCUCGUGCUAAGAAGAAGAACAUCGAGCGUAGGAUUUAUGAGACCUCUGUAAUCCACCCCCUGCGUUUUGGUGAACCUCAAACGUUUCACCCGAGAGAGAAGUUUUACGAAUGUCCGGAGUGUGGAGAGUCCUUUGUUCAUAGCUCCGACCUCACUGAGCAUCAGAAGAUCCACGAUAGAAAGAAGCCCUCUGGAAGUGAAAACUACAUACGGUCUGUCAUUCGCAGCAUAGCCUCCACGGAUCCUCAGACCAGUUAUGCGGGCCAGUCAGCACAGAUGAGUUACGCUGAAGAGCCAGCUCAGACCAGUUAUGCUGAAGAGCCAGCUCAGACCAGUUACGCUGAACCACCAGCUCAGACCAGUUACGCUGAGCCACCAGCUCAAACCAGUUACGCUGAACCACCAGCUCAGACCAGUUACGCUGAACCACCAGCUCAGACCAGUUACGCUGAACCACCAGCUCAGACCAGUUACCCUGAACCACCAGCUCAGACCAGUUACGCUGAACCACCAGCUCAGACCAGUUACGCUGAACCACCAGCUCAGAUCAGUUACGCUGAACAGCCAGUCCGCAAUGAAUGUAAGGAGUGUGGGGAGUGUUUUGCCACUGUUGAAGACCUUGGCAUACAUCAGAAAAUCUAUGCCCGAGAGAAAUUCCAUGGUGGGGAGCUGUUUGGAGACUCUGUGAUUCAGGGUGUGGGCCUUGAUGGACCUCGGCAGGAAGAGCCUCGGCAGGAAGGGCCAGACGAGCCAGACGAGCCUGAAGACACCAUCUAUGGGUGUAAGGACUGUGGGCUGGGCUUCGUGGAUCGCACAGACCUCAAGGACCAUCAGAAGGUGCACGGCAGAGAGUACCUCGUCGACAGCCGCGAGUACGCGCAUUCUGUGACGCACACCCCUUCUGUCAGCGAGUAUCAGAAAGAUUACAUUGGAGAGCAGCUUUACGAGUGCCCGGCAUGUGGGGAAUCCUUCGUUCAUAGCUCAUUCCUUUUCGAGCAUCAGAAGAUCCAUGAGCAAGACCAGUUUUACGGCCACAGGAGGUAUGAUGAACCCUUUAUGCAGCCCUUGGUCAUUAGCCCGCAGCGGCCUCAGGCCCCACAGAAGAGUCCUCCUGCUGGGACGUCCCUGCAAUGCCAAGUGUGCGGACAAGACUUCAUCCACGGCUCUGUCCUUAACGAACACAUGAGAGUCCACGCUGGAGACAGCCUGCUGGAGCAGGGCCAGGGAAGCACAGAUGCGGUCAGCCCAGGCUCGGCCCCCACAGACCUUCAGAGAGACCAGGCCAAGGACAAGCACUAUGAGUGCGCGACCUGUGGAGAAUCCUUCCCCAGCCAGGCCGACCUCCGGGAGCACAUGAGGAUUCACGAGAAGGACAAGCCCUACGACUAUGGGGCCACCUUCGUCCAUACCUCCUUCCUCACCGAGCCCCCCAAGAGAGAUUCACCCUUCUAUGAGUGCAAGGACUGUGGCAAGUCCUUCAUCCACAACACAGUCCUCACGAAGCAUCAGAAGCUGCACCUCGAGGAAGAGGAAGCAGCAGCAGCCGCCCAGGAAGUUGAAGCCAACGUCCUCGUUCCACGGGAAGUUCUGCGGAUCCAGGGAUCAAAUGUGGAGGCCGCAGAGCCGGAGGUGGAGGCCGCAGAGCCGGAGGUGGAGGCUGCCGAGCCCAACGUGGAGGCCGCCGAGCCCAACGGGGAGGCCGAGGGGCCGGAGGGGGAGGCCGCCGAGCCCAACGGGGAGGCCGAACAGCCCAACGGGGAGGCCGAACAGCCCAACGGGGAUGCUGAUGAACCAGACGGGGCAGGGAUCGAAGACCCAGAGGAAAGAGCCGAAGAGCCAGAGGGAGAUGCGGAUGAGCCGGACGGUGCAGGGAUCGAGGACCCAGAAGAGGAAGGUGACGACCAGGAGAUCCAAGUGGAAGAGCCCUACUACGACUGCAGGGAGUGUGGCGAGACCUUCACCUCCAACUCGGCCUAUGGUGAGCACCUGAAAACCCAUGCCAGGGUGAUAAUAUUCGAGCCUGGAAGCGUCUACGGGGAAAGCUCCCACUACACCGAGCACGCCAGCACCAGCAGCAAUGACAGCGGCAGGGCUGAUGACAAGUACUUCAAGUGUGACGUCUGUGGGCAGGUGUUCACUGACCGCCUGUCCCUGGCCAGGCACCAGAACACCCACACCGGCUGAGGACUCGGGUGUCAAGGUUGGAAAACCUUCACUAGGACUGGACCCUUACUAAACUACAGAUAAUUGGAACCAACCCACGAUGAUGUCGGAAGGAGGCUUCCCUUGGCGUAUACACACCUGACUUUGAACAUCAGACAACUCAGCCUGGAAAGAAACUGAAGGUGGAGACUCCUUCGGACUUAGCUCUUCCCCAUCAAACAUCGGCGUAUGCAUGUGGGAAAGCCAUAGCACACGUCUUACCUUCCACCCGAGUAACUGCAUUGAUGGAAAGCUGGAGGGGUUUUCAAGGCUACAGAAAUGGCCCACAUCUGUAAAUGACACUCCUGGAACCUAUAUAUAAUGAAUGUUUCCUGAGAUGUAUAUAGAAUAGCAAAUCAUAGCAAACAGUACUCAUAUUGGGACUUAAUAUGGUAUCCAGUUACAGUUCACUUGCAGAGGUACCUUCCUUACCUGGUACUCUUUGAUUUUUUUUUCUUUUUUUUUUUUUUUUUGGAGGAGGAAGAGAGCAACAAAUUAGAAUAUAUUUGUAAGCAUCUUAGAUCCUUAGAAAGAUUUAUUGUGCGUUAUUUGAAUCCUAUCCAUAUUUUUUUGAGUAAUUGACUGUGUUGUUCCUUACUCUUGAAUAUUCCCGUAAAGGUGUAGGCAUGAAAGAUAAAAUGUCUUUUCCGCUUUGCUGUUUGAAAGGGGAAGUACUUGGAGCUUCCUUUUCAGCCAUUUCGUCUACACUAACACUUUGGAACCUAAUGCUGUGUAAGCCUUUACGAUACGUGGAUUGGCCUUUUGUAACCCCAAAUUGAUUGGUUGCCACCUUGUACUUUGCAGUGGUUCUCAUGCAAAAAAUAGUUCCAAGUUUUGUUAUUUGUUUUUAAACCAACUUGAUGUCUGUAGGAUAGUGAAUUCACAAAAGCUGAAGCUUCUCCCUGUGCAUCUUGCGUCUUUGCCUUUCAAGAGUGGUUGCAGCCAUCCCUAGAUCGCGCGCGUGCCUGAUGAGGUUGAGAACCGUGGGGGCUCUCGUGUAAGUUAGGACGGGGCUGCUGCCUCAUCACUCCCUUUGCGCGCUCCCUGCCUUAAGCGACAAGUAGCAACGGGGCUUCGUCCGCGUGUGCCGCUACAACUCAGUUUUUGCACCCUGGGCGCCCAGGGGCGAGUAUCCUUAGAGCUUUCUAGCGUGAAACUUAAUUCUCGUCUUUACCUGUCUGACCCUAAACCCCGUGUCUAACUUGCAUUGAAAAAAAAAAGCUUUCUUUACAGUCAACUCGAGCUUAACGUGGACUCAGGUUCCCUAGCAGCCUUAAUUUGUUUCGUUGCCAUCUGUCCCUUCCUCUUAAAGAGUGCCCCCCUAAAUAAGCAGUUGUCACCUAUCCUUUAGAGCGUCACGUCUGUCUAGUCGCCUCGGUUGCCCAUGUGAUCACAAGUCGACCUCGUAGCUCGAGGUUUCCUGUGUCCUGUUCUGUGGACCACCUGUGCUCCCUUUGCUUCCCCACCCCUUGCGUAAUGACUAUUAAGAACUCUUUUUGGCUUUGAGUUGGCUGGAAAAAAAAAAAAAUUAAAAUUAAAAAAAAAUUUUAAAGAGGAUCUGGUAGAUUAAGGGAGCAGAAGAUAAGAGCUAGAUUAUUUGGGCGAGCAAAGUUAAAGUACCUGCUGGGGAAAUGUGUUUAAAUCUCCCUCUCCUAGGUCCGCACGGUUAGGGCUCGGGGAGAGCAUAUCGCAGCUGGAAGGAAUGCCAAAGUCGAAGGAGGUUGGUAGGGUGAGAGCAGGAAGCAGAAAAGAGUAAGCCAAAGAAGGGGGAGUCCUGAUAACGUCUCCAGACCUCGGAGGGUGAGGAAGCAGUUGGAAGCAACAUCAGGAGCGGGGAUGGGAAGGCCAGGAUGGGAAGAAUGAAUGAGCAGGGUAUCCUGGGCCUCUGAGAAGAAGGGGCCGUUUUGAUGGCAUGGUGUAGGCGAGGGCCAGCUGCAUGUGAAGACCCGAGGUUGGACACCUGAGAGAGCUGAGGGACAGUGAGGCACGGCCUCAGAGGAGGACCCUGAGGUGGGGGCCGGCAUCAGCAUCGGUGGGGUGAACCUGUGUUCACCACUGUUGGCAGUAUUAACUGGUAGAACCCUUCAGAAAGCCACUUGCCAAAUGUCAGGGUGUCCGUUCCAGCCUUUGCUUAGUGAAACAUUAGGAACAACUUAAUGCCAAAAAUAGGAGGACAAUUAAGGGAACUUGUCGGUGGACUCCUAAUGCAGCUGUU
This is a messenger RNA of Aethalodelphis obliquidens (Pacific white-sided dolphin), 9806 nucleotides long. It is a transcript of the gene PEG3, whose product is annotated as paternally expressed 3. Gene Ontology annotation, biological process: regulation of transcription by RNA polymerase II. Gene Ontology annotation, molecular function: DNA-binding transcription factor activity, RNA polymerase II-specific; RNA polymerase II cis-regulatory region sequence-specific DNA binding. The transcript is spliced from 9 exons. The coding region runs from base 2594 to 7573 and encodes 1659 amino acids. The record is from RefSeq and is a predicted model, not a curated record. Gene Ontology annotation, cellular component: nucleus. NCBI's taxonomy places the organism in Eukaryota, Metazoa, Chordata, Mammalia, Artiodactyla, Delphinidae.